CCGUGAAGCCAUGGCCGAGAAGGAAGGCGGCGUCGUGAAGGAGGGCCACGAGGAGGGCAUGAGGCAGGCGCUGUCCCUCCUGGAGGAGUUCGGCCUCCCCAUGGGCCUCCUCCCGCUGGCCGACGUCGUCGAGGUGGGCUUCGUGAGUGCCACCGGCUACAUGUGGAUCGUGCAGAAGAGCAAGGUGGAGCACAACUUCAAGAUGGUGAGCAAGCUCGUGAGCUACGACAAGCUGAUCCACGGCUACGUGGAGAAGGGCCGUAUCAGGAAGCUGAAGGGAGUGAAGGCGAAGGAGCUGCUGCUGUGGCCUCCCGUCCACGAGAUCACCAUGAACGAGGACCCGGCCACCGGGAAGAUCCACUUCAAGAGCCUCGCAGGCGUCACCAAGACCUUCCCUGUCGAGGCCUUCGCCUUGGGCCAGUAGGGGAGGAGGAGCUGUGUUUUGCCCUUCCGUCCAUGGAGUGGUUGGGUGGGUGUUACUACUACUAGUUUCUGAUCUCUGUUUGGGGGGUCACAAAGGGAAUAAGAAAACAUGGAGAAGAAGGCUCUCUGUUAUUAUG
Messenger RNA from Musa acuminata AAA Group (dessert banana), 560 nucleotides. RefSeq lists its product as uncharacterized. The coding region runs from base 11 to 424 and encodes 137 amino acids. Lineage: Eukaryota; Viridiplantae; Streptophyta; Magnoliopsida; Zingiberales; Musaceae. The transcript has a single exon. The record is from RefSeq and is a predicted model, not a curated record.